GAGAAUUUCUUUGUUCCUCCACGACCGGACAAGACACGUCCAUCGUCGUCAUCAACUAACGUACGCCUACCACCUUAUCGUACGCCUGGCAUCUUAUCCUGCGCAUCUUCCCUUCCAUUAAGACCUAGGGUUUUCUCUUUUCUCUCUCUCUCUCUCUCCUUCCCAUCAUCAUUCUCUUCCCCCGAUCUAUAUCCAACCUCGUUUCCAUCCCCAAUCCCGCUCCUUUUACUCUGAUUUUGAAUCGAACCCUUAUCUUAUACCCCCCUUGAAUCUUACGGUUCUGAGGAGUGGGUUUUGGGGUCAGGGGUUUUCGAGAGAUGUUGAAUGUCAGGUUCAUUGAUGAAUCUGUUUUCUCUCUGCUUCAAGCCAUUCGGGCACAUCUGCGAUAAUUCCGAGGCUGGAUCGGGUGGUGGUGGCGUUUCUGGUGGAAGCGGCGGCGGUGCUGAAGGCAAAGACGGGUUGCUUUGGUUCCGUGAUCUCGGUAAAUAUUGCGGCGGAGAAUUCUCCAUGGCUGUGAUUCAGGCCAAUCAGGUUCUUGAAGAUCAGAGCCAGAUCGAAUCCGGUAAUUUCGGGACCUUCGUUGGUGUUUACGAUGGUCAUGGUGGUCCUGAAGCUGCACGUUACGUCUGCGAUCAUCUCUUUAACCAUUUCCGAGAAAUAUCAGCGGAAACGCAAGGAGUUGUGACAAGAGAGACAAUCCAAAGAGCCUUUCAUGCGACAGAAGAAGGAUUCGCUUCAAUUGUGUCAGAGCUCUGGCAAGAAAUACCAAAUUUGGCAACUGUUGGCACUUGUUGUCUAGUUGGAGUGAUAUAUCAAAAUACUCUUUUUGUGGCAAGCCUUGGAGAUUCACGGGUUGUUCUCGGAAAGAAAGGCAACUGUGGCGGACUCUCUGCUAUCCAGCUGUCGACCGAACACAAUGCCAAUAACGAGGAUAUUCGUUGGGAACUUAAGGAUUUACAUCCUGAUGACUCGCAGAUCGUUGUGUUCAGGCAUGGAGUUUGGAGAGUUAAGGGCAUCAUUCAGGUUUCGAGGUCUAUAGGAGACAUGUACAUGAAGCGGCCAGAAUUUAACAAGGAGCCAAUCAGUCAAAAGUUCAGACUUGCGGAGCCAAUGAAGAGACCAUUAAUGUCUGCAACACCGACCAUACUCUCUCAUCCUCUGCACCCUAAUGAUUCGUUUCUCAUUUUUGCAUCUGAUGGUCUUUGGGAACAUUUGACAAACGAAAAAGCAGUUGAGAUUGUUCAUAACCAUCCCCGUGCUGGAAGUGCAAAGAGACUGAUAAAGGCGGCUCUUCACGAGGCAGCGAGGAAACGUGAAAUGAGAUAUACAGAUCUAAGGAAAAUUGACAAGAAAGUGAGGCGACAUUUUCAUGAUGAUAUCACGGUCAUAGUGGUGUUCUUAAACCAUGACGUCAUAUCGAGAGGCCACAUCAACUCAACACAAGACUCAUCAGUCUCUAUACGGAGUGCUCUUGAACACUGAAAAGCAACAAAAAGACAUUUUACAACAAUGUUUCUUCUUACUUGGUUAUAUGACUUUUGCCUAGAACGCAAUAAAAAAACUGGGCAACAUCUAAAAACAAAGACAAAAAAAAAUGGAAAACAACAUCGUAAUGAGUUCUCUUGUAUUAAGCGGCAAUGUUUGUGACUCUGGUGUUUCUCUUCAAGUCUUGCAUAGCUUAUGUCCUGAUGAAUACCAAGUCUUUUUACGACUAGCCGUUCAUCAAAAGACUACGUGCAGUUGUUUUACAGUUUGUGCCUUUUAUCAUGACUGUAAGUCUUGUACUCUGUAACAUUGACGAAACAUAAGUAACCAUACCAUUCUCGAUUGUAACAUCAA
Capsella rubella is the source of this 1839-nucleotide messenger RNA. Its product is annotated as probable protein phosphatase 2C 42. The record is from RefSeq and is a predicted model, not a curated record. Gene Ontology annotation, biological process: protein dephosphorylation. NCBI's taxonomy places the organism in Eukaryota, Viridiplantae, Streptophyta, Magnoliopsida, Brassicales, Brassicaceae. Gene Ontology annotation, molecular function: protein serine/threonine phosphatase activity; cation binding. The coding region runs from base 325 to 1482 and encodes 385 amino acids. The transcript has 4 exons.